This is a messenger RNA of Spodoptera litura, 3625 nucleotides long. It is a transcript of the gene Ire1, whose product is annotated as serine/threonine-protein kinase/endoribonuclease Ire1. NCBI's taxonomy places the organism in Eukaryota, Metazoa, Arthropoda, Insecta, Lepidoptera, Noctuidae. Gene Ontology annotation, molecular function: RNA endonuclease activity; ATP binding; protein serine/threonine kinase activity. Gene Ontology annotation, biological process: IRE1-mediated unfolded protein response; intrinsic apoptotic signaling pathway in response to endoplasmic reticulum stress; mRNA processing. The record is from RefSeq and is a predicted model, not a curated record. Gene Ontology annotation, cellular component: IRE1-TRAF2-ASK1 complex.
AAAAACAACAUUCGCGAGGGUUCUUUUGUAGUGUUUUGGUUUUUACGUUAUAUUUCCACAGAAAUAAUGGAAAUUGGACAUGUGAUUAAAUACAAAGUGAAUUAAAUUAAGUGAUAAAUAUGAAGUACUUAUUUGUGACAUUAUUCUUGUUUGGUUCCUACGGUGUAGGUUCUCUUGUUGAUAGUAGUGGAAAGGAGAGUACGGAGUUGUCUCGUGCUUUUGAUGAGCGGCCCCUGUUGUUUGCCACGUUAGGGGGCGGCAUGGUUGCAGUGGAGCCUCUGGCGGGCAAUAUUAUAUGGAAACUUAAAGAUGAACCAGUAGUAAAAGUACCGAAUCAGCAAGCUGACUUAAUGCCCCAAUUCCUCCCGGACCCUCGACAUGGGUUUCUGUACAUGUAUGGCCCUCGAGGGGAUCAGCAGAUGCUGAAGAAGUUACCAUUUACAAUACCGGAGUUGGUAGCGAAUGCUCCGUGUAGAUCGACUGAUGGUAUCCUGUAUACCGGCAAGAAGAGUGACACUUGGUUCAUGCUGGACCCGCUCACUGGAUUUAGGGAACAUGUUUCAGGUUUCGACAAAUCAAAGAUUUUCAAGAAUGCCGAUGACAAUACGUGUUCCCCGGAUAAAAAGAGAGGAAUCUACGUUGCGAGAACUGAGUACAAUAUACUGAUGCAUGAUUCUAAAAAUCAGAACCAUAAGUGGAAUGUCACAUUCUUCGAUUACACGUCCUUGGCUAUGGGGAAGGAGAUGCUGAAUGAUUACGGUAUAAUCCACUUUACAUCAACGUCAAAUGGUCGUGUGAUGUCCUUUGAUCGUAAGACAGGUGACCUCGUCUGGUCACACAAUUUUGAGACUCCAGUAGUUGCCGCCUAUUUGCUAGACAGAGACGGGCUUAUCUCCGUCCCUUUCAAUUCUAUUGGUGAUGAUACCCUGGAUCAUAUCAUGGAGGAUGCCACUACAUUGAGCAACGGACAAGGGAUCAAGAAUUCUAAUAUUGAAUUAUACCCCACACUGUACGUUGGUGAACACAACCAUGGCCUCUACGCGUUAUCAUCACUCGUAGACAAAAAUACGAUCACAAUAUCGACCGGCCACGCACAGCCCUUACUUCUAGAAGGCCCGACAGAAACCGAACCAAAAUCAGAAGAAACCUACCAAUAUGAACCAUUCAAAAAUGUUCACUACAAACUAAAAGAUUUGAAUUUACACGUAUCAGCCCCAUAUCUUCUACUAGGACAUUACAAAGUCCCCGAACUGACGACAAACUGGAUGCCUCAGUUACCAAAUUCGAACUUCUUAAACGUUCAUAACUCACAGAAUAGUGCUAUCAAGUUAAUCAAUGGGCAGGUGCAUUCGGAAACUGACAACGAUGUGGAGAAUGAGACGAAUUUAAAGUCGAAUCCGAAUCCGAAUUCCAUAUCUGUCUCAGUGCAAACUGAGGAAUUGUUCGAAGGUCUUGAGUUUAGACCUGAUUUAUGGUACAAAAAAGCGUACUUGUGGUUCCACCAGCAAGAGAAUCAAGUUCUCAAAGUUGCGCUAAUAAUUUUGGUUGGACUAGUAAUUACUAUGUUCUGGUAUCUUCGAUAUCAGGCACGCGAAUUCCAACAACUUUCGCAGGGUGGUUCUCGAACGUCUAACGCGUCGACAUCGUCCAACGGUGAGGUGACUGGCCAACUUGUAGAAGUUGGCGGCGGUGAAGUACGCAUCGGAAGGAUCACUUUCAAUACUGAUCAGGUGCUCGGAAAAGGAUGCGAAGGCACUUUUGUUUAUAGAGGAACAUUUGACAAGCGUGCAGUAGCAGUGAAGCGUUUAUUGCCGGAAUGCUUUACGUUUGCUGACCGCGAGGUGGCGCUGCUACGAGAAUCAGAUGCCCAUGCGCAUGUCGUACGUUACUACUGCACUGAAAGGGAUAAACAAUUCCGGUACAUAGCACUAGAACUGUGUUCAGCUACACUACAGGACUAUGUGGAGAAGAAACUAAACUUCGAAUGCACUAUCGAUGCAGUGGAAGUGCUGAGACAAGCAACCUUAGGACUAUCACAUCUACAUUCUAUGGAUAUUGUCCACAGAGAUAUAAAGCCGCACAACGUCCUCCUAUCAAUGCCGACGGGUAGCGGCGAGGUGAGGGCCAUGAUCUCAGACUUCGGCCUGUCUAAGAAACUCAACCUAGGACGAAUGAGCUUCUCCAGGAGAUCGGGAAUUACAGGAACUGAUGGCUGGAUCGCACCUGAAAUGAUUAAUGGAGAGAGAACGACAACAUCAGUGGACAUAUUCUCAUUAGGCUGCGUGUUCUACUACGUGCUGUCGAAGGGCCAGCAUCCGUUCGGAGAUAUGCUCCGGAGACAGGCCAACAUACUCACUGGAGAUUACAGCCUGGACCAACUUGAAAAAGUGUUGCCCGAAGAAGAGGUCCUAGUAACUAAGAUAUUGAUCCGCGCAAUGAUCUCAGCUCGUCCCGGCUCCCGUCCCCCCUGUGAGACUGUGCUCAAGUACCCCAUGUUCUGGGGAAAACAGAGCAUACUGAACUUCUUGCAGGAUGUAAGUGACCAAGUGGAGAGUGGUGACAGUGGUUCGGAAGCUGCGUUGGAGCGCGGCGCCAGGCGCGUGGUGCGCGGGGACUGGCGCGCGCGCGUCUGUGUCGCCGUGGCCAGCGACCUCCGCGCGCGCAGGACUUACCGCGGGGACCGGGCCGCGCAUCUACUGAGGGCUAUACGGAAUAAGAAACACCACUACAGAGAAUUAGAAACAGAAGUACGAGAAAGUCUAGGCAAGUUGCCUGAUGGCUUCGUAACGUACUGGUUAAGGAGGUUCCCGCUCCUACUACCUCACGUCUGGCUACAAAUGCAACCAUACAGACACGAGGACAUUUUACAAGGGUACUACCCUCACAGUUUCACCUUCAACAGGGAUGACGUCACAGAAUUAGACGAAGAAGGAGAAAUAGAGGAAGAAAUACCAGUCGACAUGUGUGAUCCGGUCAAAAACGGACUUUUUGUUAAGAGUAGAGUGUACUAUGACGAGAACCAAGGUGUAGAGUAUAGGUACAAGAAGGAAGGUUCGCCAAGGAAGCGCAAUGAUUGGAGGAGCGACGCCCAAGAACGGGCGAGGCAAGAUGACGUCAGACUUCGGGACAGGCACCAUUAUAAGAAAAAAGAAAAGAAAAGGGACGAGAUGCCAGUUUGGACGCUGCCCCAGCAAUGAGGUAAUAGUUUUAGCGAAAGAGGUUUACUUGACCAGAAGUCACAGGGAGUAGUUUUGGUAGAUAGUUUUUGUAAUUGAGGCUCAUGUACUGUAGUUAGAAAGGGUCGAUGUACGGUUUAUCGUAGAAUUGUAACCAGGCUCCCAUUACAUACGACUCAUAAUUAAUGAGAAUUGGAGUUACCCCUUUGGGUAGUAAAUAAAUGUUAUAUUUUUGUGAUGUAUGAUAUCGUAGACGUUAUACAUAUUACACAGGUCAUGUCAUGUCAUCACGUGACAAAAAUCUGCUAAUUGCAGAAGAUAAAUGAAUUUAUACUACGUAUAGCAACUCCCUGCAGUGGAAACGCUGAAGUAUUAAUUAAAAUAAUGUUUAUUAUUAUUAUUAUUGACUAUUUAUAGACGACCUAUUGUUAUCUGCACAGAACAUAUAA